Molecule: messenger RNA, 3736 nt
Organism: Panicum virgatum (switchgrass)
Lineage: Eukaryota; Viridiplantae; Streptophyta; Magnoliopsida; Poales; Poaceae
Exons: 2
Coding region: 1691-2728 (345 amino acids)
Source: RefSeq, a predicted model, not a curated record
AGUCCAUGGUGCCGCGCCACUCUAUUUUGGCCCAAUGGGCCGUGUAUCCAGUUGAGCCCACUUUGGGCGCGUCCUAGGGUUGGAGGUCGUCCUCCCAGUAUUUACAGCCCCAGCAGCCGCCAUGGGAGGGUGGGAUUUUGUUUUCGUGAAAUAGUUGUCACUACUUCCCCUGGAGCGCACGUGCUGAUCUAGCCGCCUAUCUUCUUGUAUUCAAAACCCCAUAUUCGAUCAAUCCAGAUUGAGUUCUUGCUUUCCCCCUUGCGAUUUCAGUGCUUGUUUACUUGUUCUUGCAAUUUCUUCGAUUUGCUUGCAGGACGGGUGCCCUCGUGGCCGGUGUCGUGCAUCGCAAGGGUGCAGCGACUAGGGAAGAGGUGUAUCGAUUGCUAAGGCGCAGCGUCUCUGGAUUGCUGAAGUCGGACCACCAACGCCUUCUCUCCCCCUCAAAUCGAGUUAUCCAGUUCGUCCUCACCGAAAGAUCGGAAAAUCCCCCCACGGGUUCUCAUCAGUUGGUAAUCAGAGCAAAGUUCAUCGGUGAACGAUUUCCUUUUCCUCGCUGUUUUACUUUUCCUAUAGUCUAGAAAAAGCCCAAAAAAUUAGUAGAUUAGUUUUUUCGAGAUCCCAUAGACCCUUUGAGCCUUUACUAGAACUGCUUGGUUAGGACUUAUUGAGUCUUCGGUUGCGUUGGGUUGUGUCAAGUUGCCGAUAUUGGUUAUUAGUCCCAUAGAGUUUUGAGUUCCUGUCACCAUCUAGUCACUUCCGCGCACCUUUUCUCCCCAUCUGCUUUUCUCACCAUCAUGUUCCAUUCUGAUCUGUGUUGAAGACCAAGUGCGAUUCUACAAAUAGGUGGAGUUCGGCCAUCUUCUUUUUACCUUUUUACCCCUACUCUUUCCAAAAAAAAGUGUAUGUGCUGAUUUUCUGAAUUGCAGUCCUUUGUUCAUAUAAUCAGUUUUUGAGUGUCCCCUAAAAAAAAGAAAAAAAAAGAAAAACAAAAAGAAACAAAAAAAGAGAAGAAGAAGAAGAAGAGAAAAAGGGGCUGAUUCCUCCUUUGUUGUUCCUGCUGUUUUGGUUGGUGCUUUGUGGCUUCUCUUAUAUCUAGGCUCACGUCUCUAGCACAGUCUAGGAUAGGACCAGCACAAGACAACCAUCGAACGAUUACUUGCUUUUGUGAGUAACGUGGUGCUAGUAUUUCCUUGUGUUCUUUUAGCCCACCUACAGCUCCACAUACUCGAUUUUCAGCUUUACAGGAGUUGGUGCUGCAGCACCGAUACACUUUCUUUCUAGUGCCCGACUUGUUAUUGCCGACCCUCCUGUGAGCAGGGUAAGAAUUGGUAAGAGCUUGUACAAUAGGUUGAGAGUGAGAGAGCGCCACACACAAAUUGCAUCCAGUAGUUGUAGGGAAUUUCCUACUUUACUUGUUUCCUAUUUGCUCUUGCACCUUUUCCAUGGCAGGUUCAGGCAAUGAGGAAGAGGAUGAAGGAGGUCCGCUUACACCUCGCACCAAGGGCAUCAUGCAGCAUUUUCAAAAGUGAGGGAGCACAGCGAUGGGAUUGAUAAUGAUUUGCAGGUGAUAAAUGAGAAGAUUGUGCAAAUAGAGGCCACGCAGAUCUCCAACAACACCAAGCUGAUUAUUCUGCUGACACUGAAGAAGGAGGAUCGAGAUCGGAGACGUCGACGCCAUAACCGUCGAGGUAUGGGUGGACCGCGUCCACGUGAGGUACAUAAUAUUGACAAUGCUUUCAGUAAGAUAAAAUUUAAGAUACCCUCUUUUGAUGGUAAAUAUGAUCUUGAUGCUUAUCUUACUUGGGAGAUGGCUGUUGAACAAAAGUUUACUUGUCAUGAUUUUACUGAAAAUGCAUAUGUUAGGGCUGCAACUAGUGAGUUCACUGAUUUUUCUUCCAUUUGGUGGAUAGAACAUGGCAAGAAAAAUCCUAAUAACAUGCCACAAACUUGGGAUGCUUUGAAAUGGGUCAUGAGGGCUAGAUUUGUUCCAUCUUACAAUGCACGUGAUCUGUUAAACAAGCUGCAGCAAUUAAAACAGGGUACUAAAAGUGUAGAAGAAUACUAUCAAGAGCUGCAAAUGGGUAUGCUAUGCUGCAAUUUAGAGGAGGAUGUGGAACCCGCUAUGGCUAGAUUUUUGGGUGGGUUAAAUCAUGAAAUCCAAGACAUCCUUGCAUAUAAAGAGUACACUAACAUAACCCGUUUGUUCCAUCUUGCUUGUAAAGCUGAAAGGGAAGUGCAGGGACGACAUGCUAGUAUGAAGACUAAGAUUUCUACAGAGAGGAAUUUUUCCACGGGGCCACGUUCGAGCAUUCUAUCAACUGGACAUGCUGCUGCACCGUAUUCAUCAUCAGCUCGAACAAUAGCCCCACCUUCCAGCGACAAGCCUUGUGACAGCCCAGCAAAUUCAGCAGCAAAGACCGCACAAAAACCUGCUGCAACCACUUCAUCGGUGGCAUCCACGGGCAGAACAAGAGACGUUCAAUGCCACCGCUGCAAGGGAUUUGGACAUGUCAUGCGUGACUACCCAAGCAAGUGUGUUUUGGUGGCCAAAAAUGAUAGUGAGUACUCAUCUGCUAGUGAACUUGAUGAAGAUACACUUGCAUUGCUUGCGGCUGACCAUGCAGGAAGUGAGGGCUGCCCGAAAGAACAUAUUAAUGCAGCUGAAGCCGACCGCUAUGAGAGCCUCAUUGUGCAGUGCGUGCUAAGCGCACAAAUGGAGAAGGCAUAGCAAAAUCAGCGGCACACAUUGUUCCAAACAAAGUGUGUCAUCAAAGAGCGUUCGUGUUGUGUGAUCAUCGAUGGAGGUAGCUGCAACAACUUGGCCAGCAGCGACAUGGUGGAGAAGCUUGCGCUUACUACCAAACCUCACCCACAUCCAUAUUGCAUUCAAUGGCUAAAUAAUAGCGGUAAGGCAAAGGUAACCAAACUUGUGCGAAUCAAUUUUGCCAUCGGCUCCUAUAAAGAUGGUGUUGAAUGUGAUGUUGUGCCAAUGCAAGCAUGUAGCAUUCUGCUAGGAAGGCCAUGACAAUUUGAUAAAGAUUCUAUGCAUCAUGGUAGAUCAAAUCAGUAUUCUUUUCUAUACCAUGGUAAAAAGAUUGUGUUGCAUCCAAUGUCUCCUGAAGAAAUUCUAAAAGAUGAACUUACUAGAGCUAGUAAUCUGAAGAAUCAGGAACUUAGUAAAAGUGAAAAUCAGAUUGUGACAAACGACCUUGAGAAGCAUAAAAAGAACAAUGCCAAACAUGUUUAUGAUAAUAAAAAGGAGAUCAAGCUGAAAGGGUCAUGUUUCAUUGCUACUAAAUCUGAAUUGAAUGAGAUUGAUGCUACCACUGCUGUUUGCUAUGCCUUGAUUUGCAAACAAACUUUGUUUUCACUUGAGGACAUACCUUCUUCCUUGCCUCCUAUUGUCACUGACCUUUUGCAGGAAUAUGCAGACAUUUUUCCUAAGAAGGUGCCAUCGGGGCUGCCGCCGAUUCGUGGGAUUGAGCACUAGAUUGACCUUAUUCCCAGGGCCUCCUUGCCCAACCGUGCUCCAUACAGAACUAAUCUGGAAGAGACCAAAGAGAUUCAACGCCAAGUGCAAGAAUUGCUUGACAAAGGUUAUAUCGAGUCUCUUUUCAUGGCUAUGUUGUGACACAUGCCAAAAAGCUAAAUCACGCCUUAAUCCUCAUGGUUUAUACAUGCCUCUUCAUGUUCCACACCAGCACCUACACCGGCAGCUGCGACAUGCCCAUCAACU